AUGGCUGAAACAACAGAAUAUAGUGAAGUCCCGCAAACCACUACCACUGAGAAGGAGAGCCCCAAAACUCCCGAACCCCCGACAGAAGACCCCGAUGUGAUAUGUCUGAAGCCCAAAAUGACUUUAUUAAACGGGUGUACAGUUAUAAUCGGUUCAAUCAUCGGAUCCGGAAUUUUUGUUUCGCCCAAAGGAGUGCUCGAAAACACCGGAAGCGUUGGACUCUCUCUUGUGGUNUGUCUGAAGCCCAAAAUGACUUUAUUAAACGGGUGUACAGUUAUAAUCGGUUCAAUCAUCGGAUCCGGAAUUUUUGUUUCGCCCAAAGGAGUGCUCGAAAACACCGGAAGCGUUGGACUCUCUCUUGUGGUUUGGAUAACGAGCGGUGUUUUCUCGAUGAUCGGCGCCUACUGUUACGCGGAGUUGGGCUGUAUGAUCACUAAGACUGGCGCCGAUUACGCUUAUAUUAUGGAGUCUUUCGGUCCUUUCCUCGCUUUCAUCAGACUUUGGAUUGAAUGCAUGAUUGUGAGGCCGUGUUCUCAGGCAAUAGUUGCGCUCACGUUCUCCUUCUAUGCUUUGAGACCAAUAUUCCCGGCCUGUGAUCCACCCGACGAUGCCGUCAGAUAUCUGGCCUGCAUUUGCAUUUAUAUCUUUAAGUCGGGUUUGAAUAGCAUAUUCUACAAUGUAGAAUCUUCAUAA
This is a messenger RNA of Medioppia subpectinata, 693 nucleotides long. NCBI's taxonomy places the organism in Eukaryota, Metazoa, Arthropoda, Arachnida, Sarcoptiformes, Oppiidae. The record is from the annotation of a GenBank genome assembly.